CUUUCCUUACUGAGUGGUGGGAAGGACAGCUGUUACAAUAUGAUGCAGUGUGUUGCUGCUGGGCAUCAGAUUGUUGCUUUAGCCAAUUUAAGACCUGCUGAAAACACAGGGCAGACUGAUGAAUUGGACAGCUAUAUGUAUCAGACAGUAGGACACCAUGCCAUUGACCUAUAUGCUGAUGCUUUGGAUUUGCCACUCUAUCGUGGUUUCAUAAAGGGUACCAGUGUAAAUACUGGAAGAGUGUAUACCACAUGUCAGGAAGAUGAGGUUGAAGACCUUUACCACCUCUUGAAACUUGUUAAGGACAAAGAAGGAGUGGAGGGUGUAUCUGUGGGAGCAAUUCUUUCUGACUACCAGAGAGUUCGAGUUGAAGAUGUAUGCAGAAGGCUUAAUCUUCAGCCUUUAGCUUACCUUUGGCGUAGGAACCAGGAAAUAUUGCUUAAAGAAAUUAUAUCAUCUAACGUUCAAGCCAUAAUCAUAAAAGUGGCAGCUUUUGGGUUAGACCCGGAUAAACAUCUUGGAAAAUCUCUGGAUCAAAUGGAGCCUUAUCUUUUGGAGCUUUCUGAGAAAUAUGGAGUCCAUGUUUGUGGAGAAGGUGGAGAAUAUGAAACAUUCACUCUGGACUGCCCUCUAUUUAAGAAGAAAAUAGUUGUAGAUACAGCCAAGGUCAUUGUGCAUUCGGCUGAUGCAUUUGCACCUGUGGCUUACCUUCAUUUCUUAAAAUUACACCUGGAGGAUAAGGCAAAAUCUUCAAGUGCGUUUCUGGUCAAUAGCUGUUCUUGUGAGAAAAGCUGCAAUGGGGAUGUUUCCCCGUCAUCAGAAGAGGAUGAACCGCAGAAAAACAUUCCAGUCAUCUUGAAGUCUUUGAAACACAAUUCUUUGGAUAUCACUAAGACAUUUCGAAGUUCAGGAAAAUCUCUGAAUGGUUACCAGUGGUUUUCAGGUAUCACUGUCCACUUCCUUCCAUCAACAGGCAAAAAUGCUCAAGAGGUAGCAAGGGAAACAUUUUCUUCUCUCCAAGCUAAUAUGACUUCAGAGGGAUUGAAACUAAAGGAUAUUAUUUUGGUUCAUCUGUAUGUGAAAAACAUGGAAGAUUUCGAUGUUAUAAAUUCAGUUUAUGUGACAGAAUUUGAUUUGUGUCCACCAGCAAGAGUGUGUGUGGAAACCCUGUUACCUGAUGGAGUACUGUUUUGCAUUGACUGCCUUGCACAUAAGCAUGACAUGGCAAUGGAUGAUGUGUUUCGUGAUGAAAAACUGGUCAUGCAUGUACAGAGUAUUUCCCACUGGGCACCUGCUAACAUAGGACCUUACAGUCAGUCCAUCAAGGUUGGAGAUGUGCUCUACUGUUCUGGACAGAUUGCUCUAGUACCUUGUACGAUGCAGCUUGUUAGUGGUGGCAUACAGACUGAGGCCAUAGUUUCCAUUCGACAUGUUGAGCGAAUUCUUCAAGCUAUGAGCCAGAAGACUGUGCUCCACCACGUCAUCACAGCCAGCUGCUAUGUAACUGACAGGAAGCACAUUCCUAUUGCUCGCUCUGUAUGGCGGAAGAAAUUACAAGAAUGUAAAAAGGUUGAAGAUUCAGAGACAUACCAUGAUGAAACUGCAGUGUGUGGGUUGCUUGCUGUGGUUGUAGUAUCUCACCUACCCAGAGAUGCUGCCAUUGAAUGGCAUGUUGUUGCAGUAGUUGAUGAUCCACUCAAAAGAAAACAUUUUGCAAAUAAGGUGUUGUCAGAGGGCUUCCAAAUUGAGUGUGAAUCUGUGGAGUCUCGUUCUGCAUCUUGUGGAUCCAUCUCUAUACGUCUGAGCUUGAUUUCACCAUCCGCUUCUCAGCUUGAUUUAGAUGGACCUCUUCAAGACUUAGUUGCUAUGUUUAGACAAGCUGUUAAUAAACUUUCAGAAGACUGCAGUGCUAGUCCUUUGUCCUUCAGAACUUUCUUCAAGGAGGAUGUCUUUGAUGCUGAAACACUACAAACAGGACUGCAAGAAUACCUUGAAACAUUUUUGGGCAGUAAGACCCCAGCUCUCAUUUUAGUCCCUGUGGUGGAUUUACCUGGCAAGGAAGUUAUUCAUAUAACAUGCUGGCUAAGCUAGUUGUUUAAAAGCGAUGAGUUGAUACCAAAGCACACAUUCCAUCCAGAAGAGAACAAAGAAAAGAAUUUAUCAUAACUGUGUUGAAUGCUUUCAUUAAGCUGUAUUGUUUCAUUUAAGCAAAGUCAUAUUUAGCUUGUUAAUGAUGCCUGAUAAUAUGUGACAAAAUCAGCUUUGUAUGAUCAAUAAAUGUUUCUUUUCAAAAUAU
This is a messenger RNA of Chaetura pelagica (chimney swift), 2296 nucleotides long. It is a transcript of the gene DPH6, whose product is annotated as diphthamine biosynthesis 6. The coding region runs from base 40 to 2091 and encodes 683 amino acids. Lineage: Eukaryota; Metazoa; Chordata; Aves; Apodiformes; Apodidae. Gene Ontology annotation, molecular function: diphthine-ammonia ligase activity. The transcript is spliced from 15 exons. The record is from RefSeq and is a predicted model, not a curated record. Gene Ontology annotation, biological process: protein histidyl modification to diphthamide.